ACAUUUUAGCGAUGAUAAAUUAUCAACAUUAAAUUGGUAACUUUUAUUUAUCUCUAAAAAGUCACCAUUUAUAACUACAUUUUAUGGUAACAUUUUGCUAACAUUUUCAUAUUAUAUUUUGUUAACAUUUUUAUGUUAACUUUAAGACAACUUUUAAAAGUUAUCUUUUUCAAAAGUACUUUUUGUUACCAUUUUGAUAACAUUUAGAAAUAGCAAAAAGUUGACUUGGAAUAGAUAACUAAAAGCCAACAAAAAGCUGAGCUGGCCACUUGGGGCUCUAUUCUCCAUGACCCCAACGUAACUUUCUAUUUCAUGGGCCAAAAACCGAAUGGGUGUAAAUGCAGCUUACGAUUUUCAAUUUCCAAUUUUUAAAUUAACAAAUAAUGUGUCAGUAGAACAAAAUUCAAAAACGCGCAGCAGAUCAUUUAAAAAUCGGCACCCGCGUUUUAUAAAAUUUCAUUAUUUCAAUUUUAAUUCAUGUGUUUAAAAGUUACAAAUCGUCUCACAUCCGCUACAGUCACUCAUCAAAAUUUGUGAAAAUUGGGCUUAAAUAUUCUGUCUUCACUCCAUUUUAUUACAAGUCACGCUGGUUAAAAUUACAAGUACUUGUAGGUUAGUUGACAAUAGUCGUAAGUUACUCGGAGUUUUCAAUAAUAAAUAAUCAAGUGUCGGGCAGUUAAAUACAAAUAAAUUAAUCAUGGAACACUGGGUAAGAUAUUUAGACAUGAUGAAUUCAAUCAAUAAAGGAGAUACGCAAAGAGUAAGAGAAAUAGCAGACAAAUUUGGUUUAUCAUUCUAUCCAUUGUUGGAUAAUGGACAUCAACUACUUUCUGUUGCCGUUGAAAAAGAUCAAGUAGAAAUGGUGGCGUAUUUAUUGCGGAAAAAUGCAAAAGUUAACAGCAAUCGUGAUGUUCUGUCACCUCUUCAGAUAGCCGCCAAAAACAACAACACGAGAAUUUUCAAAAUGCUUCUGGAACACGGGGCUAAAAUAAGUGAUAACAAUAUUCAUAACAAUAAAUCACCAAUGAAGUUUGCAGUCGAGCACAACAAUAUUGAGAUCGCAGAACUUAUUGUUAAGCACAAAAAUUUUGGAAAAAAAUAUGAUCAGUCAUUACUGCAUAUGGCUGUCAAGUAUGACAAGUUCGCAAUGGUCUCAUUAUUAUUAGAAAUUGGUAUGGAUGUCAAUGAAUGUGACGUCGACAGAUCAACUCCAAUCCAUCACGCAGUGAUGGCCCGCAACAUAAAUAUUUUGCAAUUAUUGAUAGAUUAUGGAGCAGACAUUAAUGCUGAAAAUCAAUAUGGGGAGACUCCAGUUUAUUUGGUUCUAAAGGAUUCGUAUCACUCAAUUCAUCUAAGGUCUCAUAUUUUUGGAAUCCCUUUAUCUGUCAAUCCACAGAAUAAAAGUAAAUUGGAUAUUCUCCUAGAUAAUGAUGCAGACAUAAAUAGUCUCGAUAUUCGUCAAUGUCCUUCACGUUGGGACUUUAGUAUUCACGCUCUUCUUUCUGGUGAUGAUAGUAUUGCAGAUGACGAUAAUUCGGAAAACAUAAAACGCAUUAUUAAACAGAUUGUAAAGUUAAGAAGUCAGAAUGCACCACUAUCUAAUAACAAUACUACGUUAUUGUCUUCUCUCAUUAAACACAAACAGUUUGAUGAUUAUAAAAAAAUAUGUGAGCAAGAAGUGUCGAGAGCAAUGAUAGAAAAAAUACCAAACUCGGGGAUUUCAUUUCAUAAUAUUUUAAGCAAAAAUAGUAAUUUUUUAGCAGGGUGUGCAAAGAAUAGAGCUCUUCAGACGUUCAUAUUUUCGGAUGAAGUUUCACGUCGAUUUCCAGUUUAUGGAUCGGGUAUGAAACUUCGCUUUUCGAAAGGAUUACCAAGGAAAAAUUUAUUGGAAAAAAGUACUCAACUUUUUCAUAAUCUUUUCCCCGUUGCGUCUAAAUUGUUGAUUGAUGCCGUCGAUGAUGUAUUUAAAUGUUUAGAUAAUAAUGAUUUAAAACAUUUUUUACGCAUGUUCCAACAAGAUAAUUAAUUGCGAAAUAUAUCAAACAUGUGAUUUUGAAGUUGUUCGACAAUUAACAACUAUCGGAUUCUUGUUUAGAACAAAUCAGUUACAAAAAAAAAGAUACUAAAGUUGGCCAACGUCUAAUAAUUUUUUUUUUUUUUUAAACAAUAAAUUAUUAAAAAAAUAUUUCAACAAUUGCACCUAUAAUUUUUUUAAUUUUUUACAUCAGCAUAUUUUUUUUUUUAUUUUUAAAUUAAAUUGUUGUGAAAAAAAUCCAAAAAUUAAUAAUUGUCUGCUAAUUUCAGAAUCGUCUUUUUCUUACGUUUUCAAAAAUCCAAAAAAAGUUUCAAAAAUUUUUUUUACAGUCGGAAAGUGCGCAAACGCCACCUAGGAAACUC
This is a messenger RNA of Microplitis mediator, 2397 nucleotides long. RefSeq names its product putative ankyrin repeat protein RF_0381. The record is from RefSeq and is a predicted model, not a curated record. The transcript has 2 exons. The coding region runs from base 698 to 2026 and encodes 442 amino acids. Gene Ontology annotation, molecular function: protein binding. NCBI's taxonomy places the organism in Eukaryota, Metazoa, Arthropoda, Insecta, Hymenoptera, Braconidae.